GCUCUUUUGGGCGUCCUGGGUGAACCAAGAGCUGUGUUGUUUUUCCUAACUGGCUGUCUGGCACAGGAGAAAUGGUAGCUAGCUAGCAUUCUGUGAAAAAUUGUCUAACGUACGACUGUGAUUAUCUGAUCGAAAUAAUGAAUUUACUACCAUCAAACGCACAUGGGAACGGAUUACUGUACGCGGGAUUCAACCAGGAUCACGGAUGCUUUGCUUGCGGAAUGGAGAAUGGGUUUAGAGUGUACAACACAGAUCCACUCAAAGAGAAAGAAAAACAAGGGACACAGCAUUGUGACAGCGAGAGCCAAGAGUUCAUGGAGGGCGGGGUCGGGCAUGUGGAGAUGCUGUUCAGGUGUAACUACCUAGCGCUGGUUGGAGGAGGGAAAAAGCCAAAAUACCCACCUAACAAAGUGAUGAUCUGGGAUGACCUGAAGAAAAAGACGGUUAUAGAAAUUGAGUUCUCCACUGAAGUCAAAGCAGUGAAGCUUCGAAGGGACAGGAUCGUGGUGGUCCUGGACUCUAUGAUCAAAGUGUUCACGUUCACCCACAACCCUCAUCAGCUGCAUGUGUUUGAGACCUGCUAUAACCCCAAAGGUCUGUGUGUGCUCUGUCCCAAUAGUAACAACUCUCUGCUGGCGUUCCCGGGGACCCACUCUGGGCACGUGCAGAUCGUAGACCUUGCCAACACAGAGAAGCCUCCAGUGGACAUCCCCGCCCACGAGGGGGCACUGUGCUGCAUCGCCCUCAACCUGCAGGGAACCAGGAUAGCCACUGCCUCCGAGAAAGGGACCCUGAUCAGAAUAUUUGACACCAUGGCAGGCCACCUGAUUCAGGAGUUGAGGCGAGGGUCACAGGCUGCUAACAUCUACUGCAUCAAUUUCAACCAGGACGCGUCCCUCAUCUGUGUGUCUAGUGACCACGGUACAGUCCACAUAUUCGCUGCAGAGGACCCCAAGAGAAACAAACAGUCCAGUUUAGCCUCGGCCAGUUUCCUUCCUAAGUACUUCAGCUCCAAGUGGAGCUUCUCCAAGUUCCAGGUUCCAUCAAACUCGCCGUGUGUGUGUGCCUUCGGAACAGAACCCAACUCUGUCAUAGCCAUUUGUGCUGAUGGCAGCUACUACAAGUUCCUGUUCAAUCAGAAGGGGGAGUGUUCCCGAGACGUCUACGCACAGUUCCUGGAGAUGACAGACGAGAAGAUCUGACCUUUCACCCUAACACCUCCUGCAAACGGACAGACGUGUACAUGGCGGAUGGCUUUAUUUUCUGGAGCAGGAGGACGAGGGGGGUGGACAGAAGGAGGAGGAGAUGAUGUCUCUGCUCACCCAGUGCUGAUGGACUCUACAUGGAGGAGCGUCAGAGGGAAGGUGAGAGAGACACCAUCUCAGAAACAACAGAGGAAUGAAAGAUGGACUGAGAGAAAUCAGGACUGAGUGCCCUCUGACAACCUACUUAAAGACUCACUGUACAACUACAGAAAGACAGGGGGACGAGAACACUCUAACGGAUGUCACCUGGGCCUCCUUGUCCUGCUAGUCCGAGGACGAAAGAGGGAGACUUUCUUUUUAAAGAUGUCUUCCGUGAAAUGUACGAUGAUCAGGCUGUUAUUUUUUAAAGGUGUAUAGCGUUGAUUCUAAUAGGUAGAUGCAUAGAAAACAAAUCUUGUCAACUAACACCACCUAAUCUAACUAUAGGGAGUGCCUCUGAGCUGAAUCGAGAGUGGAGUGUGUGUACUCACAUAUAUACAGAGUGCAUUCAGAAAGUUUUCAGACCCCUUCACUUUUUCUAUAUUUUGUUACGUUACAGCCUUAUUCUAAAAUGUAUUAAAUAAUUUUUUCCCAUAUUAUAAUCUACACACAAUACCCUAUAAUGACAAAGUGAAAACAGGUUUUUAGAAAUACCUUAUUUACAUAAGUAUUCAGACCCUUUGCUAUGAGACUCAAUCAAGCUCAGGUGCAUGCUGGUUCCAUUGAUCAUCCUUGAGCUGUUUCUACAACUUUAUUGGAGUCCACCUGUGGUAAAUUCAAAUGAUUGGACAUGAUUUGGAAAGGCACACACCUGUUUUAUAUAUUGUCCCACAGUUGAGGGUGCAUGUCAGCAAAAACCAAGCCAUGAGGUCGAUGGAAUUGUUUGUAGAGCUCUGAGACAGGAUUGUGUCGAGGCACAGAUCUGAGGAAGAGUACCAACACAUUUCUGCUGCAUUGAAGGUCCCAAGAACACAGUAGCCUCCAUCAUUCUUAAAUAGAAGAAGUUUGGAACCACCAAGACUCUUCCUAGAGCUGGUCGCCCGGACAGACUGAGCAAUCGGGUGAAAAGGGCCUUGGUCAGGGAGGUGACCAAGAACCUGAUGGUCACUCUGUGGAGAUGGUUGUCUUCUGGAAGGUUUUCCCAUCUCUGCAGCACUCCACCAAUCAGGUCUUUAUGGUAGAGUGGCCAGACGGAAGCCACUCUUCAGAAAAAGGCACAUGACAGCCCGCUUGGAGUUUGCCUAAAGGCACAAGAUUUUCUGGUCUGAUGAAACCAAGAUUGAACUCUUUGGUCUGAAUGGCAAGUGUCACAUCUGGAUAAAACCAGGCACCAUCCCAAUGGUGAAGCAUGGUGGUGGCAGCAUCAUGCUGUGGGGAUGUUUUUUCAGUGGCAGGGACAGGGAGACUAGUUAGGAUCGAAGGAAAGAUGAACGGAGCAAAGUACAGAGAGAUCCUUGAUGAAAACCUGCACCAGACCUCAGACUGGGGAGAAGGUUCACCUUCCAACAGGACAACGACCCUAAGCACACAGCCAAGACAACGCAGAAUUGGCUUCGGGACAAGUCUCUGAAUAUCUUUGAGUGGCCCAGCCAGAGCCCGGACUUGAACCUGAUCGAACAUCUCUGGAGAGACCUGAAAAUAGCUGUGCAGCGACGCUCCCCAUCCAACCUGACAGAGCUUGAGAGGAUCUGCAGAGAAGAAUGGGAGAAACUCCCCAAAUACAGGUGUGCCAAGCUUGUAGCAUCAUAUCCAAGAAGACUUGAGGCUGUAAUCUCUGCCAACAAAGUACUGAGUAAAGGGUCUGAACACUUAUGUAAAUGUGAUAUUUUGUUUUAUUUUUAAUACAUUUGCAAAUUGUGUGUAGAUUGAGGGGGAAUGAUUUAAUCUAUUUUGGAAUAAAGCUGUAAUGUAACAAAAUGUGGAAAAAGUCGAGGGGUCUGAAUACUUUUCAAAUGCACUGUGUGUAUAUAUACAAAUUGCAUGGGUGGGGUUUCACAAGGUAAGGCCAUUGAGUUGGUAAGAAAAGUUUGAAAUAAAUAUUUAUUUCAAUCUUCAUACAGAUGAAGAAUUGAGUCAGUUUAAAAGUUCCUAUUUUUAUAUGAACUUGAUAUUAAAAGGCUUUCAGAGUAUUUCCGGUGGUUAUCUGGGUAACCUCAGUAACCUCAUGGUGAAACACCACCCUGGUAGAGCUAGGUUUAGCUUUUACUCACUGUAUAAACACAAUGAAUACGCCAGACUGAACAUAUGUAACUUACUGCAUAGACUGUACAGAAUAGAAGACAUUUUCUGAUUAACAAGUGUUGUUUCACUCUUCCUGCCAUUUUCAUGUUGCUGUGUGUAUGUAUGUGCAAUAUUCUUUACAGUACGAGUCUCUACAUGAGGAUGAGGUGAAUUAGUUACAACUCCUAAUUAGUACCUAUAAGCCGAACCAAAAACACUGAUUUUGGGCUAGAUUCAAUCCGAUUGCCCCUAUUCGGCUAUGAACCUUUUAAAAGCAAGAUUUCCGUGUUCGCAGAGACUGCAUUCACGGUAAACGCUACAUAUGUCGGCUCAAUCGGAAAUGAAUGUCAAUCACGCUAUAAUGCAGCUCUUCCGUGGUCCGGAUUGAAUCUAGGCCCAAGUACUUUGAUUAGGAUGAAAACUCAAUGUAAAGCUCAAACUCAGAAACUUGAUCAGUCUCCGAUGAGAUUUUGAAUAACGUACAUCUUCUUAACGGAUACUCACAGACAAGCUUAAUUUCGUUCAGGUUUAUCAUACAUCCGUUCAUGAAUUAAUACAACCGUUUUCCCAGAGCCAAGCCUUCCCAAGUCAUUGUGUGAACUGAUUGACUGUUCUGCUAUGGUCACAGCGAAUAGAAAAUACAGUUUCCACCCCCUUUGCUUACAUACAAAUAUAUGCUUUCAAGAUUAAGGGCUCGAUUCAAUCAGAUCCGCUUUAGUCGACAUCUGCAUAGUGGUUGUUUUGGGGGUGGGACUGCGAUAGAGCUGUAAAAUCCACAAGCGUCUCCUGCCAUUAUACUUAAAGCGGGCAUGAACAUUGGCUGCAUGGUUUAAAAGUUCUAACGGUGGAAUGUGAAAUACGCCUUGAUUAGGAUGAUAGAAAUCCUCAUGAUUUAGUUUUCAAUUUGAGCGUGUAUAGCCUACACUUUCCUGUUCUGAACUUCUAACGUGAAUGGAGCGGUGGGGCUUCGUGACAAUGAUCGUAAGAGCAGCUGCUCAAAGUUUUGACGGCUCCGACUCAGCUCCACCGUCAAAACAUCCGCUGUGCGGGUGUCUGCUAUCGCAGGUUGACGCUUGAUCUGAUUGAAUCUAGGUCUAAAUUUCAAUCUGAAUUAAACCAAAAUCCACCUUCUCUUUGUGUGACAAUGUACACCCAUUCUUUUCUGGUGAGGUUUAGUUGGCUGGUGUAGUUUGGCCAUGAAGAGAACUCUUCUGCUUGUUCACCAUGAUCAGCUUAAGCAAAUUUCUAGCAUAAAUUCUAAUCUACAUAUGACUUAAUGUGUGGAUCUACAAGCAGUAUUAACUUUAGAAGCCAUCUUAUGUUUGUCACAGCACCGGCUCAAGCUUAUUGGGACAUGUGCAUGACCUUACAAUGUAUUGUUUAGUGUAUUUGUCAUUUGUUCCGUUAAAUCUUAACUUUGUACCAAUGUACAUUUCCUCUGUGUUCAAUGGGAACCACUCUGAAUGCAUUUCAUGUGUUGCUUUCUGCUCUGAUUGUGCAAGUGGAAUUCACUCACUACAUGAUUGUAAAAUCCUGCAUUUAAAUGUGUGAAUAAAACAUCAGUUAGUGUAGGUGACUUA
Messenger RNA from Salvelinus fontinalis (brook trout), 5044 nucleotides. Its product is annotated as WD repeat domain phosphoinositide-interacting protein 3. NCBI's taxonomy places the organism in Eukaryota, Metazoa, Chordata, Actinopteri, Salmoniformes, Salmonidae. Gene Ontology annotation, cellular component: extrinsic component of membrane; phagophore assembly site membrane; cytosol. The coding region runs from base 138 to 1202 and encodes 354 amino acids. Gene Ontology annotation, biological process: protein localization to phagophore assembly site; autophagy of mitochondrion; protein lipidation. The record is from RefSeq and is a predicted model, not a curated record. The transcript is spliced from 11 exons. Gene Ontology annotation, molecular function: phosphatidylinositol-3,5-bisphosphate binding; protein binding; phosphatidylinositol-3-phosphate binding.